AUGAGUGAAAGCGCCGAAUCAAGUAAACCUCCCAUUGAACAUGACAGCACCACCGAUAGUGAGGAUGACAACGGUGAUUCAGAUUUUGACCCUGAAGAAAUUGAGAAGGAGAUACUGGGAGUGAAAAGUUUGUUAAGAAGACAAUGUGCUCGGCACAAGGUAAGUGAAUAGUUCAUGUGAGGCGCAAAAACAUCAGUUACUUAUUUAAGCGCCGCAUAUUUCCACUUUUGGCAUUGCUGCAAGAGCUUUCCACUGAACUCUAACAUUAAAUUGCGAACUUGAGUGAGUUUUUUAGGGAUGGAGUUUUUUUGUUCUUAAUCUGUCGUUAAGCAUGCUCGUUCAAUCUUUCCUUAAAAGAAGGAAAAAGGUAUUUUUUCCUGGACUGGAAGAGCUGACACUCUCGGCCUGAUCCCCACACCGAUCCGUUGCUCUGCCACAGUGUUCCAGGAAGUUGAUAAUUGAAUUUAAAAUAUUUCGAGAAAUUCCUUCCUUUUACUCUCCUUGAUAUUAAUCCUUCCUUUCACAGGACGUUGCAACCUUGAAGAGUGAACACAAAAAUUGGCUAAAAGGAGUAAUUUCACAGCUAGACCAUUCAAAUAACCUGGAGGGUGAAGACUUACAGGACACAAUUCAGAUGGUCAAUAGAGCUGAGGAAGGUGAAAGAGCUCGCCGAAUGUCGAUACCUUUUUCAGCUGAUGUGGAAGAAACCGAGCUGGACAUUUCUAUUCAGAGUGGACAGUUAUCAAAUGUUCAUAUGGAACUUCUACACCUCUUUGCCAUUCACGAUGUAAGCUGACUUUUUGUUUUUCUUGCUGCCGGUUGUUCGCUGUUCUCUAUCCACAACAGAGUCAAAACUGUUUUUAUUCACACCAUUUAUCUUGCAUACGUGAGCCAAUUUCUGAAAAAAACUAGACAAUCACGCCAGCAACAUCAAGCAGAGAUUUUUCGUCUUCUUUCUCAAUUGUAUUAUAUAGAAAUAUUUCUGGGAAUCUUAAAAAAGUAGAAACAAUAACAAGACCAGGCCUCAACACUGGGAACUAUGUACGUUACUCUUUGCGAGAAAUGCGAAGGUUCUUUAAUGUUUCCUGAUAACCAGUUCAGAGAAAGUACAGGAGGAAGGGCCUACGGUUUAUCGUCUAACCAUUUGAGGAUUUCACACUGAGCAAAGGCAGCCUCGAGUGUUCGUCCGGUCUGGCACUCUAACUCUCCCGCAAGGCACUCUACAGCAUGAGCCAACGAAACGCGAUUGAAAUAUAAAUUCACGCCCUUGGGACUUCCUUGUAUAAUAUUAAUCAUAAACCAUUACAGUUUCCUCAAACGUGAUUGCUGCAUUAGCUGCUUUAUUUUUCAUUAAUCAUUCUGUAGAGCUGUAAUCAGACAGUUGGCUGUAAUCGGACACCUGUGGUUCUACAUUUGAAGUAGUCAAUCAUACUAAGUCCGCUCUGCCAAAUCCACCAAUCACAGCAGGACUUCUUGUCGUCUAAUUCUGUCUGUAAUCAUACUCGCGAUUGACAAAUUGGACUCCCGCUUCGCCGUCGUCUAAUUUUGUUGAUCACUCGUAUGAUUACAGAACAAAUUGGACUAUACUCAAUCCUAUUGCCAUUAUUAACUGUUGUAUAUGUUUCAAUCUUUCAGGCUAAGUUUCAAAUGGAAUGUGAGCGUGACAGACGCAAUAUGGAAAAUUCCAAGAACAGAAUGCACGAAGAACUUAUGAGCAAGAUGGCCAGAAGGAAAGCCACAGAAGAAUUCGAGAGAGAAAGGACGAGAAAGAUAAAAGAAAUGAAGGAGUUAACAGAGACAGUCAGCGAAACGGGGCUUGCGAUGGCAGAAACAAACGAUAGACUGAGUUAUGUACACGCUGAUCUGAAAAAUGCGUUUCAAAUGAUGAGGGUAAGGAGCGAUAGGGAAGUAAAUCGUCACAGUAACGAGUUUGAGACAAUGAUUUUCCUAGAGAGAGACCAUGAAUAAUUUAUGUUUCGUCUGACACGUCAGUCGCAAAUUUAAAGUGAUAUAGAUUGAUUUCCUAUGUUAUCUUGCUACAUUCUGAAGAAAUUACUUUCAAUUCGUAAGAUUCUGAAAAUCGAAAUAUUUUGCGAUAACCUAGAUCAAUAACUGUUAAAUCUCUCGAUUACUUAGUGUAUGUCUGUCUCGAGAAUGGUUCUCUCAAAGCAAUGUUCUGCCAGUUUCCACAGGAAAGGCGUGGGCCCAAAUAUCCAUGUUACCGCGCAUGAGCAAACCAUCCUUCCCAGGAAGUCAUCUGCAGCUCUUGUGCAGGGUUCCUGACCUAUGAAAAGGAAGAAUAAUUAAAUCAAUGAUAAUCUCGAUUACUUGAUAAGUGAACGCAAAGCAGGUCGAGAAAAGAUAAAAUCCUUUGCUUUGCUCUUAGGAUGCCGACGCCGCUAAGGAAGUAAAAGAUCGGGAGAAAACAGAGGACUUGAAGGAGAUGAUGCUGCAAGAAAUUAGACGACGGCCAGCAAAAAAUGAGAAGGACAUCAUGGAACAAGAAAGAAUGAGACGAAUUGAACUGCAUCAGCAACAAAUGAUCGAUCGACGAGGUUCAACCACCGACACGCUUUUGGAAGUUCAAGAACAAUUAUUGAAAAUAUUCUCCAAAAUCAAGGUCUGCUUAAUCAUCGUUUAAGUCAUCAUAUUCAUAUGUAACGAUGAGGUUUUAUCGCGAGCUAACCGUAGGCGCCAACCACGAGUGGACAAAUUGCAUUUGUCAACAUGUUUUUCUCGGGCAGAGCAUUUUCAUUUGAUCGGUAAAUUCUACCUUACCUUGCUAGAAAAAUUGGUUGACACGUGAUGGACAGAGCUGAAAAAUAUCGGCGCAUGUCAAGUUAUGUCAUGGGCUCAUGCGUGAAACCAUAGCAACACCAGAAUGAAAUGGAUGGAGUCUUGAAAAAUUGAAAGGCGGUGCGGUUUUGUCGUUGGUUUAAGAGGCAAGCAGAGAAAGUUUAUGCUCAAAACUUUCGCUGAAGAAUGUCUUACAACGGGGACAAGAAAUACCCUUUGCACACCAAAGUUGCUGUUGUUUGAUCGCGAAAAAGCAUUUUGCGAAAGUUAGUCUACAUUAAUACAUGGAUGUUGGGUGGUCCUCAGUGAUAGUUUAUUAAAUGACAGUUUCAGUUGAUGAAGGAUAUAACGACUUUCAACACUUUAAAAUAACGGUCAGAUAAAAAAUAUAUACUGCAUGUAUAGACAUGCACAUUCAUUAUUCAGCUCCGUCCACGUGACGUGUUUUACAUUAUGUUUAAUUAUGCUUAGUUGCAACAUUGGAUGAGGAGUGAGGGGGUUGGGAUUGAGGACAGAAAAGUUAUCUCUAAGAGAUCUGGCCAACGCCAGUAAUGUGAUGUUUAAACUCGAUUCAGUUCGUCUCAGCUGACAGAGCUUUGCUUUCAAACACUUAGUUUGGAACUAGCAAUUCGUAAUCAGGGAGGUUUACCCAAUUUUUGUACCGUAUCCAGUUGAAUCCCACCAUGAUAAUAUGCCUAUUUUAAACCCUCUCCAUCAUCAGAGGGAAAAGAAGGUCAGAAAGACUGAAAUCAAACAGAACCAAGAAGACCACAAGAACCGCAUGCAAGAGGAGCUCUUACGAAAGUCUCAUCAAAAGGAAGUGUCACUUCAAGAGGCCCAGGAAAAAUGCCGAAGGAUCACGGAAACCAUGAGUCAGAUCUCAGACGGUGAUGAAGCGAAAGCCAAGGCUAUAGAUAUGUUGAUUGAUGUUCAGAAACAACUGCUGGAUGUCUUCGCCAUUACAAAGGUCAGACUGGUUUUGUAUCAAUGUCUGUAUAGGGUUUGUCAUACUCCUGGCUUUAAUCAGCGUCCGAAAUUUGCUGAUGGUGAACUGUUCACGUGAUCAAUUCGGUUUUCACGUCAAAAACUGUAACACGGUCCGUUUUUGUAAUUGAUUCUAUCGUAUUGAAAUGACCCACAUCUUACAAUAAAAAGUACCACCUUGGGAAAGAAAACUUUUAGUGGACUGAGUGAAGGCUGUGUACUUUAAAUAUAUACCUUUGAAAUCUUUACACUCUCUUGGGUAAAAUUGGUCGUCAUAGCUGCUCAUUCCGUGUCAGAGUAAAUGAUGAGAAAUGCUGAAAGUUCUGCUGUAAAAGUGCUUUUAGAUUUUUCAUGUUUUACCUUGUCUAUGUUGCAGGUUCAAGACCUGAAAGACCGAAUGAGUCAUAUUAAGAUGUUGAACUGUCGUAAGAACAUGCUGAGAGAGAUCCGAGGCAAGAGAGCCGAUCGAGAGAAUAGCAGUGGCUUCUUGUAAGUUACGCAUCAGUAGGAGUGUGCGUGUAGAGGUGUAAUUGCUGGACCUUAUAAAGGGGGGAGGGGGGGAGGGAGUGGAGGAAUUUUUGGGGGAUACGUUGUUUUCAGGGGAAAUGGAGGAUAUUUGCUUGUAUCACGAUAAAGUUUACCUGACCCCCCCCCCCCCACCCUUGCAAAUGAGCUGCUGACCCCAUACGAAACAAGUUACCACAAGAUCUAAGAAUAAUUCUAUAGACUACUUCUACCGUUCACAUAACUCAACCUCUUAAUUUUGAUAUGGGUUAGGGUUAGGGUUUGCGUAAGUGUCCGUUGGAAGUUAAUCCGAAGCCAAAGUUUAUCAAAUAAGGUUUGGUGAUACCUGGGAGUUAAGGCGUUUAAGUAUUUCAUAAUGCUUGUCAUAAUUUACCGAAUUAUAAUUUUUGGACUAGUACAAAAACAAUUUUAUGUACACUGUUAAUGAGUCUUUAUUAUUUUUGAAACUCAAAAGCCAUUUCAAUUUGGUUCUCUUGAAGUUCAAACGUCACCCAUGUCAAGAAAUUAUAACAAUUUAUAACCUCUUGCAUUUGUGUAUUUUUUUUUAUAACAGACCCAAACCACACGCUGAUGCAGCUACGCUAAAGUCAGGCAGGAGACUCUCGUUAAUUGGUGAACGUUUGCAACAAGAAGUCAGUCAUUCUUCGUCUCCAGAAAAUUGUGAUGAUUAA
Messenger RNA from Pocillopora meandrina, 4976 nucleotides. NCBI's taxonomy places the organism in Eukaryota, Metazoa, Cnidaria, Anthozoa, Scleractinia, Pocilloporidae. The record is from the annotation of a GenBank genome assembly.